UUGGUGAGUGAAAUGUGAAAAGGCAGUACAUACGACUGACGCGAGUGAGUGUAUUGGAUGCUUCUGUGAGUCUUCUCUCGCGUCGCAUGGGUUGAUCAUUCAUGACUUAAAGCUGCAUAGACUUUCCCAGUUUCUGUGUAAAAGAGAACGAACGAACGGACGGUCCUUCACCUGCUGCGAGUCUGCGACGUCGUUUUCUUCGUCUUCACAUCGACUGAUGGGGUUAUUGAAAAAGAUCCUUGGAAUUCUAGGGUUAGCAAAGGACGACGACCACGAACACAAUUCCAAGGAUGACUCCGACGACGCUCAUCCUCGUCCCACGCCGACGCCGUAUCGCGUCCACGAGACUGGCCAACCUCGCAGGGGCUUCGCCGUCUCUGCCGAGGUUGUCGUCGAUCGCCCCCAGCUCGGUCCCGUUCUCGCCCCUUCACCUUCCGGCGACGGCGGCGUUCAGGGUCUGAGGUGGUACGCUAAGCGCCUUAGGAUAGAUCAAGAUGGAGAUGUAGCUGAUACGUUCCUUGAAGAGGUUUCUUCAGGGAGAUCGGCAGUGGCAGCUGGUCAUCAUAAAAAAGCUGCAAGGUUUAAAUUGAAGGAUGGCACUAGGCCAGUCAAAGUGAAACAACAGGUGCUAUCAGAUGGGAAAGUUCAGCACCGUGUGGAGCACCAGGGCAGAUUGCAGUUGGUAUGAACAAUCAUUUCAGAAAUUGGUCUGGUCAUUGAGUCUUUGGGCUUUGUCGUUUACUUGUGCACGGUUGGAACCUGCAGUUAAAACACUAGUAUUAUUAUAACUGAGCAUUACUUGAUGGUUCCUUUUUAUUCUUUGGUUGGCUUACACUAGCUCUGAAAGUUUGUCUGGGAAUUGCUGCAUUUAGUGAAAGUAUGUUAGUGUAAUUUAAGCAUGUCUCAAGAUGUUACCCUAAUUGAGCAACAGAAUCUAAUGUCUAAGCUAUAUCACGGAAACUUUCUAGA
Molecule: messenger RNA, 969 nt
Organism: Lotus japonicus
Lineage: Eukaryota; Viridiplantae; Streptophyta; Magnoliopsida; Fabales; Fabaceae
Exons: 2
Coding region: 218-688 (156 amino acids)
Source: RefSeq, a predicted model, not a curated record